AUGGGGUCGCUCACACAAUUUAGUCUACUGCUAGCAGCAGCAGCAAGCUUGCCCUUCAGCUCCGCAGAUGGACAAUACCGAUCUCGUCCAGACCUCACAGUCCCCAAGCUGAAUAUAACAGUGCCAGCACCUGACGCCAAUGGCACGGAAUAUGUUUUUGUUGCCCCCUACGCCAACACCAUCCAACAGCCUGGAGCUUAUAUCUAUCGAAAGGACGGUGAUCUUGUGUGGUCCGGUAUUGGAUACUACGCAGGGUUUGUGGGCAACUUCCAUCCCACUACAUACAAUGGGAAGACUGUCCUUCAGGCGUUCCAGGGAUCGAUGGAUCAAAACCAUGGGGAGGGUGUUGGCCAACACGUGCUCCUUGACCAAAGCUAUGAGCAUGUAAAAUCUACCAAAACUGGAAAUCACCAUAUUCCUUCUAUCCAUGAGUUUACCGUCGUCAAUGGCGAGACUGCUCUUGUGGAAAUCUACCUUCCAACCAUUGCAAACUUGACAGAGUACGGUGGGAAUUCGUCGCAGCAGUGGCUUGGAAACGGGCUCUUCCAAGAAUUUGACAUCGCAACGGGAGAGCUGGUGUUUGAGUGGAACUCUUUGGACUAUCUCGAUCCUGCAGACGACGAUGGAAACUAUCUCGUUUCAUCACGACACUUCAGCACCAUCUUCAAAAUCAACGGAACCGAUGGCUCCAUCAUCUGGCAGCUGGGUGGCAACCAUUCCACGUUUACGCAAGAUUUCACAUUCGGAUUCCAGCAUGACGCCCGCUGGAGAUCACAGUCCGGCAACAUCGACGUGAUAUCCUUCUUCGAUAACUCAGGCAACGGUCAAAUAACUUUCAACAACGUCUCUAGAGCCUUGUUUGUCCAGCUCAACCACACGGACAACACGGCAACUGUCCUGCGAAAGGCCACGGCGCCUUAUGAGCUGCAGGCUACUUCUCAGGGUAACACCCAGUUGCUUUCGAACGACAACUUAUUUGUUAGCUGGGGGUCGGCAGGCGCCUUCACACAAUUCGGCGCCGACAAUGAAAUCCUGUAUCAUGCGUUUAUCGAGGACGCGGUCAGUUACCGUGGGUUCCUAGCCAAUUGGACUGGUACGCCAAGUGAAGCUCCGGCCCUGGCAGCCUAUGUGGAUUCAGCCAAUACCACUAGGUUAUAUGUUUCGUGGAAUGGAGAUACGGAGACUAAGACCUGGAAGUUCUACCAGGUUCAAGAAGGUGGUGAUUCCAACAAGGCGCAGUAUCUUGGCGACCAAGUCAGAACAUCGUUUGAAACAGCUUUCCUCUGGGAGAGCGAGUACUAUCCUACGAGCGAUGUGAAGUUCUACGCAGAAGCUAUUGGUGGUAACGGAAAGGUCCUCACAAGGACUUUGCCAUCUAUCGCAGUCGGCUAUACUGACAUUGCGAGUAAGUAA
Aspergillus bombycis is the source of this 1413-nucleotide messenger RNA. RefSeq lists its product as uncharacterized. NCBI's taxonomy places the organism in Eukaryota, Fungi, Ascomycota, Eurotiomycetes, Eurotiales, Aspergillaceae. The coding region runs from base 1 to 1413 and encodes 470 amino acids. The transcript has 3 exons. The record is from RefSeq and is a predicted model, not a curated record.